Molecule: messenger RNA, 5253 nt
Organism: Biomphalaria glabrata
Lineage: Eukaryota; Metazoa; Mollusca; Gastropoda; Planorbidae
Product: ras-related protein Rab-22A-like
Exons: 7
Coding region: 201-866 (221 amino acids)
Molecular function (GO): GTPase activity; GTP binding
Source: RefSeq, a predicted model, not a curated record
UAGGAUUUCCUUGUUUACAAACAACAUCAAGAUGGCGAAGGUUUAAUCUUUUAGUUUUAUCAGUGACUCAUUACUUAACUAUCUUAGUGGUGGGGGAAAAAAACACAUCGACUACUACAAAAGCAUCUUUCUAGAUUACGUUAUUUAAAAAUAGACUCUAGAUUUAAUUUCAACAAAGGAAAUCAAUAGUCUAACCGGAAAUGAAUGAUCUAAACAUGAAAUCUCUAGAGGCGAAAGUGGUGGUGUUAGGUUCACAAGGAGUGGGCAAAACCAGUGUAGUCAUUCGUUAUGUUGGUGGCAUGUUCAGUAAAGCCGUGAGCCCGACUAUUGGAGCAUCUUUCUUCACUUACAAAUUGACACUUGAACAAUACAGAGUCAAACUUCAGGUCUGGGACACAGCGGGACAGGAACGGUUUAGAUCUAUGGCUCCAAUGUAUUACAGGAAGGCCAAUGCUGCUAUGUUGGUCUAUGACAUCACAUCAUUGGAGAGUUUCUAUGACAUCAAAGACUGGGUCAAAGAACUCAAGAAAAAUGUGGACACACCAAUAGUUUUAUGUCUCCUGGGAAAUAAGAGUGACCUUGACAGUGGGAGAAAAGUCAGUAAAGAAGAUGCAGCAGAGUACGCCAGCUCAAUAAAUGCUCUAUUUUAUGAAACCUCAGCCUUAAAAAACACAGGUAUUGAAGAUGCUUUUCUUCAAGUUUCCAAGCAACUGAUCCACCUGUAUGAGACAGUCCCUAACAGUGGGAUGGGCUCUCUCAUAUCUCAGCAACCACCAGACAUGUUUGCAGGAAGCCAGGCUCUAAAACUGCCAGACCGACAGGAACCAGGACAACAGCAGACGUCAGAAUCCAACUGUGCUUGCUGAGCAUAUUUGACGUCUGCUUAAUUGAAUGCUUGUUCCAGUCGUCAUGAAACAUUUUGUCACAUGACAGACUUGCAGUGUGAAAGGUCAGACAUCGCGUGAAAGACACUUCUCGUGGAUGUUAACAGAAAAACAUUUCAAUUUCUGAUCAGGAUUAUAACAAGACAUGUGUUUACAUUCUUUCAUCUCACAGGAAUGAGCUUUGACCUUUGAUUUUCUUGCCAGAUUUUUCUGACUGCCUCGUGUUGCUGACCUAUAUUUCUUUUUAUCUUUUUUCCCGUUGUAUCAGAACAUUUGAGAAGAAAAAAAAAUACUUCCCCAAGCUCAGAUUGUUGCAAUGGUCUAAUUUACUUUUGUAAUGGUAGCUAAUAUAAAAAGGCUUUUAUGAUGUUGAUAAUGUUUUUUGUUGAACACUGUUUAUCCUGGGGAGCUGGCGUCAUCAUAAAUGCCACGUUGUUUUUAUACUAAUAUUAUAUUAAAUCCCAGCAAUCUAUGUUUGCAGUACCAGCUUGUUUUAAAAUUGUAUUUUAUUGACAAUUUUGUAAAACACAUUAGAAAAAGCUGUUUGGGAUUGUAAUAUUUUUGUUACAAAUAGAAUUUUUGUAAGAUAAUACUGUACUUUUGGUGAAACCAAGCAGCUAUUACAUUUACUAUACUGAAUACAGUUGUGUUAAUAGUGCAUCCCUUCAUAAUUUUUGUUGUUUUUACGUAACGGUAAUAAUGGUCUUGGUGUAUAGUAGAUUAAAGAAACACUACUAAAAAUAAUAAAUCUUUCCCUGAUGGGUUAUUAGUUUUAUUUAGGGAAUCUUCACUUAUUUGUUGAAAGUGAAACUUUUACAUUCUAUAGAAUUAUUGUGUCUUAUAAUAACAACUGUACAGAAAUACACUUACACUUAAAUGAAGCAUUGCAAAUUAGUAUAUAUACUCUGGUUCAAUAUUUAAACAAACUUCUGGGGAUGAACUUGGGUUUUUUUUCUUGGUUGUGAUACAUAAUUUAAAUAGUCUCAUUUAUUCAUACAUCAGCAGUUUAUAGGCUAUCUUUUUUUUUUUUUUUUUUGUUAUUCAAAUAGGUUGUGAUGAUAGAUAAGAGAUGCAGAAAAAAAUAUGCAGAGAGGUGAAACAAUGAACUCACCCUUAAUCUUCGGAGUCGAAGACAUAGCCACUAGGUUGUGAUAAGGGAUCUUUCUCUAUGAACAAUGUUUUUACUAAGCUCGUUUUGAAAGUUAUUCUCGAAAUUUUACCCGACAACUUAAAGUGGUUACUAAUAUUUUAUUUGAAGAAUUAUUGUUUCUGUAAAAAAACAUGUUUAAAAAAAAUGUUUUUAUUAUUGCCAUCAGUCUCGUCCGUACAUUUUCAAAUAGUUAUACAAGCUAAACAAAUUGUAUGAAAUGUAUAUUUUUAUCAUUUUGUAUUGCAUUCAUAUCAGUAAUAUGUAGAACUUUUUCAUGAUGUAAUUAAAUACAAGGUAAUGCCAGUGAUGAUUAGACAAACCUUUUCUUUUCAUUCACUUAAUGACAGUUUUUACUAUUGCACAAUUCUGGAAACUCUAGUCAGCACUAUUUCACUUCAUGUCCUGAGUGUCACUUAGUAACGUGUAUUUUACUUGCUUUAAGGUUUCUUACAUUGUCUAAAUUUUUUUGUGUCUACAAAUAUUGAAUAACUGUUGAAAGCCUAUUUCAGUCUAAUACUUCCAUGAACUGAGAAGUCUUUGAUUAGUUUAGAUUUGCAACCAUAUUUUCAGUGUUGGUUACACUUCUCAUAAGUUUCCAAAGUGCAUGAUAAAGUGAUACUAAAUAAGCUGGCAAAUAAAUUUAUUUGUUCUUGUCUGAAGACACAGAAAGGAGAUUUUUAAAUAAUGUCUUUACAUCAUGUUAAUUAAGUCAAAUACAUUAUUGAAAUGAGCUUGUCAUCAACUUUGCAAGGGUUGAAAUGUAAACAUUGAAUAAGUGAAUUUUGGUGUGUGUAGAAUAAAGAUGUUUUUCUACCCUUUGAAACAUAUGGUAUCCAUGUUUUAUGCUGGUGUCAACAAAGUCUACUUAGUAUUCAACAAACAGAAGAUACAGAUUUUCUUCAGUUUCCCAAUGAAAUGUAAAACUAAAAGCUAUUUAAGUCUAAGUCUUUGUUAUGGUUGCCUUAUAUUGUCAAACUAUUUUCAAGACAGCCUUGUUCUAUGUCACAGAUGGCAUCUUUCAUCUGUUUGAAUUGCAGUGCUUUCAUUUGUACACAUUUUGUAUAUGAGGGGAGAUAAUUUAGUAAGUUUAUAUACAUUGAUGUAUGGCUCUUGUUCCUAGACACAAUUGGUAUUCCCGCAGUGUCCUCUCUGAGGUGCAUUCCUGGGUGUAAAAUAAAAGAUAAUGGUCACUCUCUUAACUAAUUUGAUUCGUAGACAUACUAUACAUUACAGUUGGCAACCCACUUGGUUGCAGGUGCUGGUUGAGAGAAUACCAUAGAACUCCAAGAUUGCUUGGGUAAGAGUGCUUGGGUUUGAAAUCACAAGUACAGCCUCUUCUAUAUGAACAGCUCCAUCUGCCCAAAGUUCAAAAUUAGUCAAAAUGCCAGGUAUCUGCCUUAAAAUCUUCGUGGGUCUGAGAGAAGUUUGGCUGGGCCAAGGGCUUGACCUGAAUAAAAUAUUUACUUAUAUUGAGAUUGACAUUUUCAUCUUGAUUAAAUUAAUCAUCACAAGUUUAUAUUAAUAAUAAAUGUACUGUUAUUUUUUGUAUAUUUUAUUGUAUUCAGAUUUUUAAAAUUUGAAUUUGUCACUUAUUAAUGAAUUCUCCAGACAUGUCUGUGUAUAUCAUCAUACAAUGGGAUAUCAACUAUUAUAUCAAAUUGCUCUUUAUGUUGAUAGUAUUUUUUUAUUUUUUUUGCUAAGAAGCGUACAUGACCUCUGCGUUAAUGAUUACGACUGCACAUGUUAGUUCCUGCUAAAUUAGUUCUAUUGUCGCUGUUGUGUCAUUAAGCAUGGCUGCUCCAUGCUCUGUUUGCAUCAAAGAAAAGCAACAUGGUUCAAAGAUGAUAUUUUUUAAAAAGUUUUUGUGGUUGAAAGGUUACCAAGGGCUGAAAUUCAUUGAAGACUUUCGAUACAGUACGGGAAUAGUGCGUUGCAUUAUUAGAUUGUCAAAGAAUGGAUUGAAAAAUUAGACAAUCAUCAAAUGUUAAGCAUGAUGAUGGAGCCAGACCAUCAUUUACCACAUCGAGGAAAUCAUUGAAUGUGCACUUGACAUAAUUCUCUUAAACACACAAGUAACUAUUAAUAGAGUGGCACAUUGCAAAUUAAUCAUGGUUCUGUCUAUGAAAUCUUACAUAACAGACCGGGUUUCAUAAGGUCUGUGCAAGAUGGGUCCCAAUUGAGAUUCAAUGUUGAAAGAGGUGGUGCACUUCAGACUCUAGCUAAAUCAAAAAUCUCCAGAAAGCUUGUGCAAUGGUGAACCAAGUGCAUUGACAAACAAGGGGAGACUAUGUUGAAAAAUUCUGUACAUGUAUGUUUCCUAUGUGUAUGACAAUGAAAUGUUUUAACCACAUUGCAGACUUUCCCUCAUCUAUAUUCAACAAGGGAAGUUGGCCAGUAGCACUCCUAAACUAAAUGAACUGUCUAUAUAAAAUACAUGUAUUGGUUUUUUGUCAGUUGUCUACUUUGGUAGACUUUUUUUUUUAUGACAUACAUAUGUUACAAUGAUCCGUGAAUCAUUAUAAAACUUAGCAAAGUUGAUAUCUAGCUAAAAUAGUAAAUAUGUGGAAAAAAAAAGGUUGAAAUUUUUUUGUUGCAGAAAAUCUUUACCCAUAAUUUUGUAAAUUGUUUGCAAAAAAAAUUACUGCCUUGAAAUGCAUUGAUAAAACAAAACAAAAAAUUAUUAUUACAACAGAUUUUAAAAAAUAUUUAUAAUUUAAUACCUUUUCACUUUCACUUUUUCACAUCAGUACCAUUCUGUCCAUCAUAAUCUUAUAAAGGGACAAAUACUAUUAGAGUUUAAACAUAUACUUACUUUGAUAUUGUCAGAUAUUUUGUUUAAUAUAAUAAAUAGCUAUUUUAUGUGUUACUCAUACUGUAUGUUUAUUUUUGUUCUAAGAGCCUCAAUGUAUUUAUAUGAAAGAUUGCGAAAGGUGCCACUGUGAGGCUAAAGCAUAGACACACCUUCUUACAGAUGAAUUAAAUACAAAAUAAAAAUAAUGUAAUCUAGGUUGCUUGUGUGUACACAUAUCUCUCUUGAUACUUGCAUUAGUUUUGUCCCAUAGUCAAAUAAUCAAUGUACAGUGGAAUUCAAGCCUGCAUAAAUCAAAAUUCCUCUUGACUGAAUUCAUUGUUUGUUUGUUUGUAGUUUCCUUCUUUGUCAUUGAUGCCAAGUCAGUUAACCCAGGAUUAUUAUAAUAAAUACUGACAAUAUUCAUGCAA